GACAAUCAUAGCUGUGAACCAAUCGCGAAAGAUGGCAUUCAAGUAUGUUGUACUGACAAUCGCCUUAGUGGGCCUGGCUGGUGCCAAUCCUGCACAGAAGCCUGCCUUCUGGAAGGGUACACCCAUGGACGGAAUGGUCGAGGAAAUGCGUUCGAUGUGCAGCGCGAAUGACGAUUCGGGUGCUUGUUUGAAGUAUAAAAUCAUGAACUUCUUGGAUACGGUGUUCAAAAAGGAUAAUUUCCAGAUCACCGACGGUGUUGAAGUUCACGGAAAUGGAUACACUGGCAGUGGAGCUCGCAGCACAGGUGGAAUUUUGGAUAACGUCGAAGAGUACGUGAGGAGCCAUGAUGUUACCUUCAAGCUGCCAGUCGCUGACGCUAAGUUGACCGUUUCCCCUCGUAACAUCGACAACGAUGAGCUGAGUUUGACCAUCAACUUCCCCAAAUCAGCCUCCGGACGCAGUGCUGUCGAAGCCCGCAAAUCGAAGCUAAAGAAGAUCGUCAUCCCCAUCAUGGUGUUCAUCCUCCUGAAGGCCAUGACUUUAAUCCCCAUGGCUAUCGGAAUCCUCGGGCUGAAGGCUUGGAACUCUCUGCAGCUGUCCUUCUUCUCGUUCAUCGUCUCUGUCGGUUUGGCCAUCUUCCAGCUGUGCAAGAAGCUCGCCGCCGACAGUCACCACCCACACAUUGCAGCCCAUGGUCCAUGGGAUGCUGGCCGAUCGUUUGCUGAUGCCGCUGCUUCCAGUGACGCUGAACCAACAUACGUCGGUCAGGAUCUGGCGUACAAUGCUUAUGCUUGAGCUAAGCAGAGCCUAUAGACUCAAAUAUCGUUUCCGAGAUGGCGCAAUCCUCUCGGGCGAUUCACAACACCAAAAGUGAAGUUCACAAAGCCCUAGCAAGGAACUGAAUUUUAGCGCGCCAAGGCUAGAGAAAUCGGUUCCGUUGAAGCUAAAAUAGUACAGAACUUAUUUAUUUAUUUAUUUAGUGAUGAAAUGCUUUGUCGAUGCGAUACGUCCAGUGCAAUAAA
Molecule: messenger RNA, 1023 nt
Organism: Toxorhynchites rutilus septentrionalis
Lineage: Eukaryota; Metazoa; Arthropoda; Insecta; Diptera; Culicidae
Gene: Osi19
Exons: 3
Coding region: 32-796 (254 amino acids)
Source: RefSeq, a predicted model, not a curated record